This is a messenger RNA of Rotaria sp. Silwood1, 176 nucleotides long. NCBI's taxonomy places the organism in Eukaryota, Metazoa, Rotifera, Eurotatoria, Philodinida, Philodinidae. The record is from the annotation of a GenBank genome assembly.
AUGAAUGAACGUCAUACAUUUGGCAGUGUACAUCCACAAUCAACAUCUCAUCUCCUAAUUAAACGCUCCAUUCCAGUAGUACCAGUUCUGAUAGGUCCUCAAAUACCUCGCCGCGAACGAGAAGAAACGCAUGAACGUUAUUGUCGCGCAUUGUUAACAUUAUUCGUUCCAUGGCG